Molecule: messenger RNA, 855 nt
Organism: Dermacentor silvarum
Lineage: Eukaryota; Metazoa; Arthropoda; Arachnida; Ixodida; Ixodidae
Product: G2/mitotic-specific cyclin-B2
Exons: 3
Coding region: 186-752 (188 amino acids)
Biological process (GO): mitotic cell cycle phase transition; regulation of cyclin-dependent protein serine/threonine kinase activity
Cellular component (GO): cyclin-dependent protein kinase holoenzyme complex; cytoplasm; nucleus
Molecular function (GO): cyclin-dependent protein serine/threonine kinase regulator activity
Source: RefSeq, a predicted model, not a curated record
GUCACCUGGCGUGCCUGCCGCCUACUCUGUGGAUAACUGAGGAUGUGGCUGCCCUGUCCCAGAGUCUGCAGAAGGCUACAAUCAACGCAGAGCAGAAGCCCAACGCUGAGGGACAGGCCUUCUCGGCCUCUCUGCUGCCACCUGGAGUGCCUGACAGCGAUGUGGGCGACCUCGAUAAGCCCCAGAUGUGCGCCCAGCAUUCACAGGAGAUCUUCGACUACAUGGCAUACCUCGAGACCAAGUGGCCUCUGCAGCCCAAGUUCCUCCGGCUGCAGACGGCGGUGUCACCCGAGAUGAGGGCCAUCCUUAUAAACUGGAUGAUGAUGGUGCACCAACGCUUCCAGCUGCUACAAGAAACAUUGUUCCUGGCCGUCUCACUCACUGACAGAUUCGUGCAGGCUGACAUUGUGGAGCACAACGUGGUCAAGUUGGUGCUCUUGCCGUGCCUGCUGGACUACCCCAUGGCAUGGGUGCGGCCCUCGGAGCAAGCUGCUGCGGCUGUCUGCCUCUCCCUGCGGUUGUUUGACCGGGAGGACCAGCACAUGUGGGGUGCCCUGAUGUCGCACCUUGGGUGCUACACGGAGGAGGCCCUGCAGCCCACCAUCAAGAUCAUGGCAGGACUUCUCCUCGAUGCAGCAAAAAGCGGCCACAAGGCCCCAUACGAGAAGUACAAGCACAGCCGGAUGGAACGUGUGUGCACAGUGAUCGUUGCCCACGCUGCCAAGCUCCGCGAGAUGGCUGUCCGGCCCUGAGGAAAUGCAGAAGAUUUUAGUGGACACUUUUAUUUUUUUGCACAGCUUCACAUUGCCUGUGCAGUAAUUGGCAAAGCCUGUGAAAUGAGAAACUGCACCUGCA